CUCUUUUCACUAAAAUUCCCUUUUAUUCUCGCUUUUUAUAAAUUACCGAUGGAGAAGUUUUCAAAGUGGAGAGAUGCAGGGCACUGGAAUUCAGCCGUUUGUACCGGCGGUGCCCGGCACGGUCGCAGCAGAGCGGGCUAAUGCGCUUGGCGCAGGGCCUGAAGAGCUUUCGUCCGGUGCUCGGUGCAACCGCCCUUCUCGACGCACUGACAGCAUCGAUGGGCGUCCUGAUCGUAGUACCGGGUCUGCGACGUCCGGCGACGUUGUUUUUGCAAAUGCGCACCGUGAGCCUGCAGCGCGGCCGGCGCAACACGCAGGAAGCGCAUGUUUCCUCGGGCGACAUAAUCGUGGCGAACCAUGCCUCGUAUCUGGAUAACGCGACAUGCUAUGCGCGCCGGAUCUCGCUGUACCAGGCGCUGCGGGCCCCCGCCCAAAUGACGCCUGCCUUGCUGCCGGCGAACGAGGCCGAGCCGCUGAAGACUAUUACAGAGCAGGCGCGUGUGCGGCAGACCGGCCCUGUGGUGUUGCUGCCGGUGACCAAGAUUCAUGUGCUGGCGCUGAAGUACCCGUUCAGCGCGUUUAGUCCGGCAUACUCCGUGGGCAGCCAGCUUAUGCAUGUGUUCCAGCUGUGCUGCCAGAUAGUGCUGGCUGCCGGUGAGGCGCCGCGCAUGGCGGAUUCAGCCUUGCUCCGGUGGAUCCUGGACGAGCGUGUGCAGGAGUGCUUGGUGGGCGUGUCGCGCCUGCGGAUGACCAAAAUGACUGCUAUGGAUAAGCGCGAUUUCUUGAAAUUCUACAACGCCCAAAAAUGAUGUCUCCAGUAUGUACAAGGGUGGCCUGGAUCCAUUACCUAGCUGUCCCUAGAAGGGAUGCGGUAUCAUUUUGUCUCUGGUCAAACGAAUCAAUAUAGAAAUAGUCGGC
Molecule: messenger RNA, 918 nt
Organism: Linderina pennispora
Lineage: Eukaryota; Fungi; Kickxellomycota; Kickxellomycetes; Kickxellales; Kickxellaceae
Exons: 8
Coding region: 141-809 (222 amino acids)
Source: RefSeq, a predicted model, not a curated record